AUGGCAGCGAAGGAGAUCGUGCUGGUUUUGUUCUUUGGCACCGAGUAUGUGGUCCGGUUGUGGUCAGCCGGCUGCCGCAGCAAAUAUGCAGGCAUCAAGGGACGCCUCCGCUUUAUCAGGAAGCCCAUAUCAAUCAUAGAUUUAAUAGUUGUGAUUGCCUCCGUCAUUGUGCUCGGCGUGGGGUCAAAUGGGCAGGUGUUCGCCACGUCCGCCAUCAGGGGCAUCCGCUUCCUGCAGAUCCUGCGCAUGCUGCACGUGGAUCGACAAGGAGGAACAUGGAGGCUGCUGGGAUCCGUCGUCUUUAUUCAUCGACAGGAGCUGAUCACCACCCUGUACAUCGGCUUCCUGGGUCUGAUCUUCUCCUCGUACUUCGUCUACUUGGCGGAGAAGGACGCCGUGGACGAGGAGGGCAAGACGGGCUUUUCCAGCUACGCUGACGCGCUGUGGUGGGGCGUGGUGACAGUCACCACCAUCGGAUAUGGAGACAAAAUUCCUCAGACGUGGAUAGGGAAGGCCAUUGCCUCCUGUUUCAGUGUCUUCGCUAUCUCUUUCUUCGCUCUGCCUGCUGGGAUUUUGGGUUCAGGAUUUGCCCUCAAAGUCCAGCAGAAGCAGCGACAGAAGCACUUCAACAGACAGAUCCCUGCUGCGGCCUGCCUCAUCCAGACGCUCUGGAGGUGUUACGCUGCGGAGAAACCCAACGGCUGUGCUGCCACGUGGAAAAUGUACGUCUUGACUCCAGAGGGUGUGGCCGCGGCUCAGGCAGACAGCGGCAGUCCGAGCAUCAAGAAGCUGAACCUGGCGAAAAAGGGGACUAAAAGACGGCUGAAGACCAAAGGAACCGGAUCUUUGGGUGUUGCCUCAGAGAGGGCCGUGUCGAUCCCUCAAAUCACCUAUGAUCACAUUGACGACUCGGUGGAAAAGAAGGACGUCUCGUUUUACAUCAAAGAGCCAAGGGGGACAGCUGAAGGGAUUACCAGGAUGUUCAGGAAAACAGGCCCUCCUCACCACUCUUGGUCAUCUUUCACUCUGAGCUGCCCUGCUUCCCCAGUAAAGGGGAGUGGCAAUAAAAGCACGUCCAUAGACAUCUCCCGCGCCAACAGCCUAACCGAUGACCUAGAUGACAUGAGUGAGGAUAUUCCCUUGCCGGUGGUCACCAACAAGAACCAGUUAUCCCAUGCCCAGAGGUCUGCUGUGAAAGUCCUGCGCAGAAUGCAGUACUUCGUGGCCAGGAGGAAAUUUCAGCAAGCUCGGAAGCCCUAUGAUGUGCGAGACGUGAUCGAGCAGUAUUCCCAGGGUCACCUCAACAUGAUGGUUCGCAUCAAGGAGCUGCAGAGAAGGCUGGAUGGCACCCUCGGGAAGCCAGGAAUGUUUUUGCCAGGAAAGGGGGAAGAUAAAGAGUACCCAACCAUUGGAGCACGCAUGAUCAGAAUGGAAGAUAAGAUUCACCAGAUGGACCGGAAAAUGGACUCCGUCCUGCGGAUUCUGACGGAGCAGUUCCCACCCAAGCCGGAUCUGACGUCCAAGCCGUCCAUCCGUCGGGUGACCAUCCAGAAGCGCAUGGGCGCCAGCAUCGACGAGGCGCCUUGAUAGAGCGAAGAUGACCAAGUCCAGGCGGAGGGCGAUUAAAACACUGGGACUUCACUUCAACAGCCUAGCCCCUCCCUCAUAUGAGUCCGUCUCACAAAGCAUAAGGGGUCUCAGUCUUCCACUACGUCCUCUUUUUUUUUUUCUUUUCCAUCGGCUUUAGACCCAAAACUGUUUUAUGCUAACCAGAGCAAAAUAGCCUUUGCCGGCUGAGAAGUCAGCCCAACCGACCUCAUUCUCCAGACUAACGACGGCUCCUGCGACGUCACUGCAGCACCCGAUCGCUCAGGCAGCAACAUGUUCUAUGAAUUUAUUUCACCACAUUAGCCUCCUAAGCGUACUACUCCAUAACGUUAAUUUAUGUGUGGCCUGUCACUGAGCAGCAUUCCUCCCUUUCAAAUAUUAUUCCAGAGCUAACUAACCCCUUAAUGAAGUCGUAAUGAAAUCAAAGCGCUCCGGUUUCUUAAUGGCACUCGAAGGAAAAAAGCUGUAAAUCCACAACCAAGCCGAGGCAUUCCUCAAAUCCGUCUGAUUAUCUUGGCUCAACCGGCACCUACUGUACACAACAGCGCCUCUCGCCGCAGACACGCAUCCAUCCAGCCUAACUGGACUCAGACUGAAACUAACGUUUGUUUGUGGGAACUGGAUAACACAGGGAGUGGAAAAGAAAGAGUACCUGUUGGUUUUGCCCCCACUGGACUGCAGUUGCAGUGGCGACGACUUAUUGCCACAGCAGACGAAUUAAAUGCACCCUGUUUUUAAAUGGAUAAAUAGGAUUUUUAAUAAAAAAUUCAGAAUAAUAGUUCCCUUAUCUGGUGGCGGAGGUCAGAUGGUUUUGUUGAAUUUAUAGAAAUCCUAGAGAUAGUGGAAAGCUAACAGCUUGUCAGACGGAUCCCCCUAUUUAGCUGAUUUCAGCAACUUGAAACCGAAGAUGUUCCUACUAACGAUGCUAUUUUAGAGGAUGUUGUUUCACAAGAGACCGUGGUUAAUUUUGUUGCUGCUUUUCCUGCCAAAAACACACCUGAAUACAUCCAGAUACAUCGCUUCAGGCUGCAAGCUGCAGUCGGCUAAUUGGGAGAUAAAUCGCCUCAUUGCAUCCAUUGAUGCCUUUGCAAAAAUAAUUGUAUUCAAUAUUUUAAUUAUUAAUUACUAUUAAUUAAUAAUUUAAUUAUUUUAAAGGUUUAGACACCCCAGGUUUAAGCUAGUGAGGCAGGUUAAUACAGUUAGCAUCGUCAACUAGCAUAACUUUAGCGGAGCGUCACAGGUUUUACACUUACAGUCUCAGCAACAAACGUGACUGUCUUAUACUAAAGUGUGAAAGGUUAAUAUUCCCAAUUAUGCCGAGGUAUCCUAUGAUUAUAGUUGCUAGUCUCAGCUAACAUCUAGCUAGCUGUUAGCAUUGCAGCACUUUACAAACUCACUGCCAUGUGACGUGUUUCUGCUUCAGGUAAAUGAAUUAUUACUGAUAACUUUAUAGAAGCUGACUUCAAAAAAAUAUAUAUUUUAAUUAAUAAUAAUAAUAAUAAUAAUAAUAAUAAUGAAAGAUUCAGGCACCCCGCACUAAUAGUUAUACAGCAAAACAAAUAGUUUUUUUGUUUGUUUUUGUUUUUCUUGCUGUGAUUGUACCUCUUGUCCAAAUCGUACGUUUUUGGCGAGAUUUUUAUAAAGUGAUUUUGUAGUGAAGAUUUUUAAGAACUCUUUUUUUUUUUUUUUUUCUUAUGCAUGUUUACUAUACAAACCUUUGGGCAAACAAUGACAUCACAGCCUAAUUUUGCACAUCCCCACUACUGCUUUGAGUAUCAGUGGUGCGUUAUGUUUCUGGCAGUUUCUGAGUUUCAAGUCGGAAACACAAACUGACCAACUGAGUUUGAAAAACUUUAAAGAUCAGAUCUGAUACACAUUUAAAGGUAAAGGUAAACUUGUUUGCGUCAAAUUCUGAGAGAAAUUGAAAGCAGCACAAGCAAGUACUAAAAAUGACCACCACUAUGGUCACGCUUUUUGUGGGGAUUGGUUUUGUUAACGUUUGGCUAGUUAGCUUUUGGGCAACAAGGGGAAAUAAAGGAACUUUCAUGCUGAUAUUGACAAGAAACUAUUUUUAGGGAGAAGAAUAAUAAUGCAGAAAAUGUAGAAUGUUCAUCGUUGGACUUUGGUACGCCAUUGUGGCACAAGGGCCCAGCCCUAGGGCCUUGUCCAGAUAGAGAAAUACACUCCUGGAUCAGGAGUGGGAUCCUGAAAUGUGGGAAAGAAAUUAUCAGUACUCACAUUUCAGUGUGCUGGACCCUCACCAGCUUGUAAGUAGAGCAUCAACAUGCAAAAAGAAGGAAAAGAAACAAUAGACGAAAGAAAUAAGACCAUAUUAAGUAUUAAGAACUUCAUGUUAACUCAAACAGGCCAUUAGUUGAUCAAAAGCUUAAAGCAAUUAGCCUUAAAAGGGAAUAAUCAGUGCUUAAAAUCUGGCUUGUAUAGAUUUUUCUGUCCAGGAGUCACAUGUGAUAAUCAUAUGUGACGUCUCAUUGGACAUGGGACAACGCACAAAGUAACACUGUCAUUUUAAACUUAUUAAAACAUCUUGUGGGACAAAAAUGUGAGAGGUUAUAGUCCCUGAAAUCUUCCUAAGGAUCCCACUGGGUGAACACAAAAACACUGACAGGUCCAAAGUCAAGGCACUUACUGAAGCUGAUUUCAGACUAAAAACCUUAAGACAACUUUAAAAACAUCUCUAAGGACUACACAGUAUGUAAGUAAGUAGAGUUUAUUUCUAAAGCUUUUCACAGACAUAAAAUCACAGAUUGGCGUACAGUAAAAAUCAACUCAUCAACAUUUCUUCCCACACAUGGAGCAACAGCAGCAGCAGUCAUCUAACAGAGGACUUCUACCACGAGAAUGGCAUCCUUAUGUUGGAUUGUUCUCCAUGUUCUCUUAAAUCACAUAGGAUUUAGGAGAACAUGGCAGAUGUCAGCUCCUGGCUUCAAAGCUAGGAGAAACGUAUACCAGUUCAGAUCCAGAGUAGGAGUGGGCAUUCAUCGUAUCGUUUAUCAAUUUAUCGCGAUAAUUUCCUUAGCAUGAUAAGGAUCUUCAUGUAUCGUUGUCACGAUAAAUUCCAAACUGGUGUUUAAAGACCUCCACAGCUGUCCGUAUUGUUGGUUUUUACUAUUUUUCUCCACCUUUGAUACUUUCAUGUUCUAUAAAAGUGUCAGUAAACAUCAAUGAAUUUAAAAGCGUAAUAAUAGAUUCUUGUAGUCAGUUUUAUCGAUAUCAUAUCACAAAACAUUGUGAUAAAAUUUUUAAGCCCAGCAGCAUCAAAAUUCAAUUCUUGUAACUUUCUUCGUGAGCUGGAGUGUGUCUGAAUAAAUAUUCUUUCUUUUUUUAAUAUCUGGACUCACAUAAUUGAGUCAAAUGUUGCUUUUUUUAUUGAGAUAAAUAAAAAGUUCUUAUUUUGUAUUUCAUCUUACGAGCUUUAGAGACGUGCGAGUGGUGGAAAACAGAAAGUAGCCCAGCUAUGUUGCCAUUGUAAUGGAAGGCCUCUCGUAAUUAUAGCGUGCACAUUCCUAAAACGAUGGACCCGCGCACACACGCGUCAAAGCGGGGUGAACAAGGGCAGCAGAAGAAGAAGAUGAUUUUCUCUGCACUAGUAUGUAUUUUUAUAUUUGCUGUGGUUAAAAUGACCUGUUAUUUAUCUCGUAUCACAUAAAGCAGUUGGAUUCGAAGAGAGCUCUCGUUGCUUCUCCUGUACAGUUUUCUAAGAGUUGUAAAUAGAAACAUUGCCUUAUUGCACUGUGUUCAUAACGACGUGAAAAGAUCAACCCAGGACGUGUCUACUACUUGGAAGUACAAGAAACGCUGUCAGACUCCUGAAGUCAAAAUGUGUAGAAAAUAAUUUGAAAUGCUGUUUAAGACAUUCCCUCUUUAUUGUAGCUUUGCUGUAAAUAAUAAAAGUCCUUUUCAGUAUAAAAUGUUUCUCUCAGCUCGUCUGUUACACUGGCUUGGAAAAGUAUUCAUACUUUGCUGAGCUUGUUUACGUUUUGGUAAAUGCCACCAAAACUAAACAAAACAAUGUUUGUGAAU
Xiphophorus hellerii (green swordtail) is the source of this 5649-nucleotide messenger RNA. Its product is annotated as potassium voltage-gated channel subfamily KQT member 1-like. Gene Ontology annotation, biological process: potassium ion transmembrane transport. The coding region runs from base 1 to 1587 and encodes 528 amino acids. The record is from RefSeq and is a predicted model, not a curated record. NCBI's taxonomy places the organism in Eukaryota, Metazoa, Chordata, Actinopteri, Cyprinodontiformes, Poeciliidae. Gene Ontology annotation, molecular function: voltage-gated potassium channel activity. The transcript has 17 exons. Gene Ontology annotation, cellular component: voltage-gated potassium channel complex; membrane.